Molecule: messenger RNA, 706 nt
Organism: Phytophthora nicotianae INRA-310
Lineage: Eukaryota; Oomycota; Peronosporomycetes; Peronosporales; Peronosporaceae
Exons: 2
Coding region: 154-438 (94 amino acids)
Source: RefSeq, a predicted model, not a curated record
CAGAAACGUCGCACAAAGGUCUCCUAUUCCGUUUUACUCAGAUCCAUUUCGAACAGCUCCGCAGCCUCAUUGCAGCUUCCCGACGUCCUUGCACUCGACUCCGGGCCCCUCCUUCUUCUUCACCUCUAUAAUAACCACCACAACCCGGUCACCAUGGCCAAUAAAAUCUUCUGUGCGUUGACAUGCUCGCUGCUCUCUCUAUGUGGCUUCCUAUUCCUGCUAUCGGUGGGUAUCUUGGUGAAGGUACAACCCCAGUACAUGAAGAUCAGCAAGAGCGUUGAAAGCCCCGCGCCAAUCUUCGAAUCUGCCGCGCUGUAUGGGGCCCUCUUCCUGGCAUCUUGGGUAAUCUACUACAAGGAGACAAAGAAGAGCGAGAUCGAGAGCUACGACCUCAGUGGGUCCACAUCUGAAGAGCGACAGAGUCUGCUUGACAAGUAAGUGCUGGGUGUUUGUUAAGGUGGAAUUGGUGGAAAUCUGACUGCUUGGUAUUGCUGUUGCAGACCGAUGGUGAGCUACAGUUGAGGAUUGGGAAGUCUUUUAGUUUUUUGGCUGGUGUUUCAUUAGCCAGAGCUACUACGCAAAAGCGUCGAAAUGUUGUUAAUGUGAAUACAUUGCGAUUUCUCUUGUUGCUGAAUAGGCAAAAAUAAUAUUUUUUUAUUAGAUUACUUAUAAAACAACAGAAAGCUAUUUUUACGCAUAAAACGAU